This is a messenger RNA of Python bivittatus (Burmese python), 1625 nucleotides long. The record is from RefSeq and is a predicted model, not a curated record. Lineage: Eukaryota; Metazoa; Chordata; Lepidosauria; Squamata; Pythonidae.
ACCAUUCCCAGUUUGUCUGGAAAAUCCACAUGUUAUUGAUAAGCACCAAAUCUGGGUAGGAAUAAUCCCCAAAGGGCCUGAUGGAGGCUUACUGAGCUCCACUUACGAAAAAAGAUUUUCAGAAGAAUGUCUGUCCUCUCUUGGGAAAACAAUAGGUAAUCUUGUCCGAAUAAUACCGCAUGGACUCCUGGUGUUUUUCCCUUCAUAUCCGGUCAUGGAUAAAAGCCUGGAAUAUUGGAGAGUACAUGAAUUUGUGGGAAAAAUAGAAGCAGUGAAGCCAAUGUUUGUAGAACCAAGACACAAAGGAACAUUCACAGAGCUUGAACCUGGAGUCAGCUAUAUCACAAGUAUCCAGGAAUCAUCUGUGUUAUGGCUUACCAAACUAUGCAUCUUUUCCACAUAUCCAGAAAAGGUUAUAGAUGCCUAUUAUGAAAAGAUUGCCUGCCCUAAAUCAAAUGGUGCUAUUUUCUUUGCUGUAUGCCGGGGAAAGGCUAGCGAAGGUUUGGACUUUGCUGAUAAGAAUGGACGAGGCGUCAUCAUCACAGGCCUUCCGUUCCCCCCUCGCAUGGACCCCAGGAUCAUUUUAAAGAUGCAGUUCUUGGAUGAAAUGAGGGCAAAAGAUGUUGGUGGGCAGUAUUUGUCUGGAAACAGCUGGUACAAACAGCAGGCUUCUCGUGCAGUGAACCAGGCUAUUGGAAGAGUUAUCCGACAUCGGCAAGAUUAUGGUGCCAUUUUCCUCUGCGACCAUAGGUUCAUGAAUACUGAUACAAGAGCCCAGUUGCCUUCCUGGGUCCGCCCUUACAUUAAAAUUUAUGAAAACUUUGGACAUGCAAUCAGGGAUGUUUCUCAAUUCUUCCGUAGCGUACAACAGUGUAUGCCACCUCCUGCUCCUUGUCUUCCCUCUUCUACCAUCGCUGCAGAAGAAAAUGAUUCCCCAUCUCCAUCUUUUGUCCCACACAAGCAGUUCCCGGCUGGGGCAAAAGCCAACGUUCUGGAUGAUCACGUUCCUAGUCUGAAAAGGAAGCGAGUGGAUAACGGAGUGGCCAGCGUGUGCCUGGACUAUGAGCAGGGUCCAUCCUCUUCCAGAAGGCAGCCUGCGGGCCUCUUGGAUGCUCUGGAGUGCAACGAUAGAAGCUGUCAUGAAACGGACAAGGAGGAAUGCUUGCCUGGGGAGGAAAAGGCAAAGCGUUUGUCAACUCUGUCCCUUCAGUAUGAAAAAAAACUCGCAGAUCAGCGGAGAGGAGGCAAGAAGAAAAUCAAGAUAGUCAGCAGCUUGCAGACUAGUGAGGUACCAGAUUCCUCGGAGCCCAAGAAAGCUAGAGCUGUAGCUUUUAUUGCAACAGCGAAGCAAUCCCUGAGCCAGCUACGUUUUGAUGCGUUUUCGCGAGCCCUCCAACAGUACAAAAAUUCAAAUGAUUUCAGUGCUAUGUUAUCUCAGAUGAGCGGACUUUUCCUGGAAGACCAAAAAAACCAUGUCCUAAUGCGAGAGUUUUACCAGUUUGUUCGGCCUCAGCACAAAAAGCAGUUUGAUGAAGCUUGCCGUUCCCUGACAGGAGUCGCUUGCGGCUACAAACCUGAGCACAGCCUUCUACCAGAAGAGAGAUGGUCAUUGGCUAAAAGUGCAG